GCAGAUUGUGUGGGUCUUUUUCUACGUUCUCUAUUUUGUUCCACUGAUUUGUGUGUCCAUUCCUCUGCUAGUAACACACAAUCUUGAUUACUGUAGCUAUAAAACAAUACUUGAAAUAGGGCAGACUGAUUUUCACUCACUUUAUUCUUCUUUUUCAAGAAUGUUUUAGGCGUCGGCGUCGCUCCCGCCCUGGAGCUCUAGGCCCGCUUUUCCCCGCUUGGGUCUGGCGUCGGGGUCAUUGUGUCUUGACAACCGCUCCGGUACCCCUUUCCGAGGCAGCAGGUGCGGCCGCUUUAGCCUUGAGCGGGCUCCGCGUCUGCCUGCUGGUCUCUGCUAGUGCCGACCCUUCUCUUCGCGGACCCCACGCCAAGCAGCGACCCUGAGCCGACAGGCGGAGCACCCAGCAAUGGCGGCCUCCACGGCCUCGCAACGGCCCCUCAAGGGGAUCCUGAAGGACAAGACCUCUACGACUUCCUCUAUGGUGGCGUCGGCCCAACAGCCCCGUGGGAGUGUCCACGAGCAGCUGAGCAAAAAAUCCCAGAAGUGGGAUGAAAUGAACAUGCUGGCGACAUAUCGUCCAGCAGACAAAGACUAUGGUUUAAUGAAAAUGGAUGAACCAAGCACUCCUUACCAUAGUACGAUGGGUGAUGAUGAAGAUGCAUGUAGUGAUACAGAAACCACUGAAGCUAUGGCAACAGAUAGCUUGGCUAAGAACUUAGCUGCUGCUGAAGGCUUGGAGCCAAAGUAUCAGGUUCAGGAACAAGAAAGCAGUGGAGAGGAGGAUAGUGACCUCUCACCUGAAGAACGAGAAAAAAAGCGACAAUUUGAAAUGAAAAGGACGCUUCACUACAAUGAAGGACUCAAUAUCAAACUAGCUAGACAAUUAAUUUCAAAAGACCUACACGAUGAUGACGAAGUUGAAGAAAUGUUAGAGACUGCACAUGGAGAAAGCAGGAAUACGGAAGAAUCAAAUCAAGGAUCUACUGCAAGUGACCAACAGCAAAAUAAAUCACGAAGUUCAUAGAAGAGAUUUGUUCAACACUCUAAUUGUUUGUUAGAUAUGAACCCCGUUGCUAUAACACAUUGCUUCUCGUUCUCCACAAGUCAUGACUUAAGUACCAAAAUGCAUACCAGUUAUUAUAUAUUGCCAAGAAUUAAAUGAAAACCUUAAAGACUGAUUAGACUGAAAAUGCCUAAUUGAUAUAUAUAUUCUUGCGCCUAGUACUUUUACCACAAAUACGGUGUAAUAUCAUCAGUCCAAAACUGUAUUACUUUUGUAAAAACACUGGUUAAUUUGUAUAUUAUAUAGCUUUUCAUGCUUUAGAGGUUAAACAAUAUCUUUGGGGGGGAACUAAUUUAUUUUCAUCACUCUAAAUGUGGUGAUAGCUCUUAUAAAGUUUGUUGACUUUUUUUUUUAACCAAAAGCCAAUUGAACAACAGGAUAUAUAUGCUGAUAAAUAUUCAGGCUGAAUAGUAUUUUAACACUUGUCUUCAACUUGAUUUGUCUGUUUAAUUGAAAAGGAUUGUGACCUGGCGCGGUGGCUCACGCCUGUAAUCCCAGCACUUUGGGAGGCCGAGGCGGGUGGAUCACGAGGUCAGGAGAUCGAGACCAUCCUGACUACCACGGUGAAACCCCGUCUCUACUAAAAAAAAAAAAAUACAAAAAACUAGCCAGGCGUGGUGGCGGGCGCCUGUAGUCCCAGCUACUCGGGAGGCUGAGGACGGAGAAUGGCGUGAA
This is a messenger RNA of Gorilla gorilla gorilla (western lowland gorilla), 1738 nucleotides long. RefSeq names its product putative protein phosphatase inhibitor 2-like protein 1. The record is from RefSeq and is a predicted model, not a curated record. Gene Ontology annotation, molecular function: protein phosphatase inhibitor activity. Gene Ontology annotation, biological process: regulation of signal transduction. NCBI's taxonomy places the organism in Eukaryota, Metazoa, Chordata, Mammalia, Primates, Hominidae. The coding region runs from base 407 to 1024 and encodes 205 amino acids. The transcript has a single exon.